AUGAAGCCAGUUAACAACAAACACCAUCCUCAGCCACAGGGACUGGCUGGAGGGCGAAGAAAGUAUCGGAAAUAUACGUGUGAUCAAGACAUGUCGUGCACCAUGAUUCCGAGCAGUCCGAUAUCUACGAGGUAUAGAGGAGAACACGACGAUACGAUCAUCUCUUCCGAGUCAUCUGCAAACUCCACGCUUUUCUCACUCUCAACAUGUACCUCACUCGGUAAUGAGGUUGAUCUCGGAGAUGACGGCAAAGAAGACGUACCGAGCAACAGACACGGUUCUAUAUCGAUGUUGAACUCACAAUUAUUGAACGCACAAAGCGCCCAUUUGAACCCAUCACGCCAAAAUAUUGCACACAAAGACUACACACCGAGUCAUACUCGCACUCUGGGAAACGUGGUGGAUGAUGCAGAAUUCAUAGGGAGCAACGUUAUCCGAAGCUCAUGCACCAAUACCACUAACCUCAGAGCCUUUGGCAAACGACAUCACCGGUUCAAAGAGAAGUUGGAGAAUAUCGAUUUUGCGCUCCGCAGAGAUGAAAACAGAUUGAAGCACGAACUUUCCAAAGAAGCCACGAUUAAUCAUAAUAGGAUCGUAGACACAUUGAUGGAAGAUACAGACUAUGACGCUGAUUACGAUGACGACAUUAUACAGGAGGAGUUAAACGAGAUAAUUGACUACGAGCAAAUGGAGUUGGAAGAGCGGUUUCAAGAGCUCAGUAUCACCAAAUUUUGA
This is a messenger RNA of Pichia membranifaciens NRRL Y-2026, 735 nucleotides long. RefSeq lists its product as hypothetical. The record is from RefSeq and is a predicted model, not a curated record. NCBI's taxonomy places the organism in Eukaryota, Fungi, Ascomycota, Pichiomycetes, Pichiales, Pichiaceae. The transcript has a single exon. The coding region runs from base 1 to 735 and encodes 244 amino acids.